AUGCUGAUCCCCAAAAGCCACAGAAAGACUAUCUACGAAUACCUCUUCAAUGAAGGUGUUGCUGUUGCAAAGAAAGAUUUCAACUUAAAACAGCAUCCCAACAUUGAGGGCGUCUCCAAUCUUGAAGUGAUCAAGGCUUUGAAGGUUUGAAUUUUAUUUUAUUUUUUUUUUUCACUCGGUUGUACUUUUAGAAAAUUCCCAAAAACUCUGAUAGCAUUACGCUUAAAUGAAAAAAUUUUGAUACAAUUUGAUAAUUAAUGCCGUGUUCAAAUUAAUUUCUGCGAAAUAAAAAAUUAUCUCUGAAUCUCCAAAAUUCACUUAUCUUUUUCUUUCUCUGACGGCAAUUUUGCGAUUCGCGGAAUCAGUUUGACCACUGAAUUACACUGCACACAGAAACAGCGGGUUAUAUGUUCCUAUCGUACUUCCGCAUAAAUCUUUCAAACAACCUAGCCUGCCAUUUUGAAUAAAUUGCUCAAAAAACUCAUUAAAUCUUCAACCUACCGAAGUUAUCAGUGGAUUAGCUUUGAAAAUUGCAUUAAAUAUGCUUGAUCAAAACUCUGUCAAAAAAAAAAAUCUGUUUUCUGUUCAUUUCUAUAAUCUUCAAAAGAGUUUGUUCUGAUGGCGGGUUCAUCGAACAAAACGGAAAUUGCUUUGAGACGAAAAAAAAAAUUGGUCCAAAAGAAAAAAGUAUGUUUAUGGACUGUUUUGGAGAAAUUUUGUGAGGAGAUUUUCUGUUUCUUUUUUCUAGAUAUAGUUUUUUUACUCAGUUUUUAAAAACAUCCGCUGAAUUGUUUUUUCAGUCAAGGUAGAAGGAAAAUAAAUAUUUAAACCUAUAUGGCCCAGUCAAAAAUUUUAGCUGGCGCGAUAGAAGGCGCAAAAGUUUUGCAUGAAAUCGGAUCAAAUAGAGAAAGUAUUUUUUCCCGAAGUUAGCUUUAUCUCGAACACACAGCCAGAUUUUUUUUUUUCAAACGGCACAAUAAAAAUUCUUGGUCUAGUUUAUUACAUUGAUUUAGAAACAAUUAAUGAAUGAAUGAUUGAUCUGUUGAAACGGGUUUUCACAUCUAUUAUAACUUCUUUUUAUUUCUUUUUUUGCAAAUUGAUUGAUAAUUUUUUUCGUUCAAAAACCGCAUUUCUAUAUUCUAAAUUGGAAUGCAGUAGUUCAUAAUUCAAAGCAUUAGAGGGUUAAUCAGCAUGUUCAAGACGGCCGGUCGUAGUACGGCAGUCAAGCUAGGUUUUUCGGUAAUAAUAUAUAAACUUGUGAACUUUUUGUGACGUAACUUAUCUUGUAACCUCUAGAAAUAGGUCCUUAACAAAUUGCAAGGAAGAAAAAAAAAAUGUUAGUCGCACUGAGUCAAAAAGCAUUGGAUCUUUUCCUGGCUCCGAAACUGACGGCGCAAUAUUAACCGGCCGCGGUCGCACUGUCUUAAACAUGCGUGAAUAACUUACCUUUUUCAGAGUCUUGCUUCUCGUGAGCUUGUCAAGGAGCAGUUCGCAUGGCGCCACUAUUAUUGGUACCUUACGGAAGCCGGAGUGUCUUACCUCCGCCAGGAGUUGAACCUCCCUGCUGAAAUCGUUCCUCAAACGAUGAAGACCAAGCCUCGAGAAAUUCGUUUCCCUACUGCUGAAAGAACAGCUCGCCCGUGUACGUUUUUUUUUGUUGCGAAAAAGUUUUCUUCAGGUUUUAACACUAAUGAGGGGUAUUAAAUAUUGUCAGAAGGAGUUUGCUUGAAAGAAAAAAAGUGUAAUUUACGAAUGCGAAAGUAUUUAUUCUUAAUUGAAAAGCGUGAAUAAUGAACUUACCUUAGGCAAUGGUGGGGGACGCGCCGGGUUUCUGUCUUUUAUUUUAGCCUUUUGAUUGGGAAAACCUUUUAAAAUGGUUAGUUUUUUAUAAUACUUAUUAGUGUACAUGCUCACUUUUAAAACCGGUUUCGAGCACAUUUGUGCGAGUUUUUGAAGAACCAUAUUUAAAUUGAAAAAUAGAUGUAGUUGAGUUUUAUGGGUCGAAUUUUAUGUUAAACUAAUGCCGUGUUCAAUUUGAUUCCGCGUAAUGCAAAAUACCCGUUAGAGAAAGGAAAAGAUCACCAAAUUUUGGAGAGUCAGAGAUCAUUUUGCGUUUCGCGGAAAUUACUUUGAACACGGCAUAAGCAUCAUGAUGAGAGGAAACGCAUGAAAAUGAAGAAAAGCCGAAUUUAUAAGCUUAAAUGGACAAAAAAAGGCAAAAAAUUAGCGGAGACUACUAGCGCGUCCCCGCCUGAAGCGCAGCGCGCUCGCCACCAGUGCCUGAGUACGUGAAAGGAAAAGUCAGUAAAAAAAAUUGAUAUAUUUCUUUUCUUUUUUUUAACUUUUUGGAAUAGGUUCUUACAUGAAAUCUUUCAUUGAAAUUUUUACGGAAUUUGAAGUAGACAUUCGAUAUCUGUCUAGCAAAAAUUUCUAUUUUGGAAAAGGGCAAAUUAGUUUUGAUUGUUGGGUCACGGAUAUAAUUUAAUUCUUUCUGUGAAGUUAUUUUUUUGAAUCGUUAAAAAAAUAUUUUUUCAUCAUGAGAGAUAGUGAAAAAGUCCAAGAUCGUGUAUUUAUUUCAGCUUCUGCCAAGGAAGGAGAUCGCGAAGCAUACAGAACUGAGAAGGUCACUGAGGCUGGGCCAGGAGCCGCUCCAGUUUACAGGGCUGGAUUCGGACGUGGAGCUCCUCCGCCGCAAUAA
Messenger RNA from Caenorhabditis auriculariae, 2698 nucleotides. NCBI's taxonomy places the organism in Eukaryota, Metazoa, Nematoda, Chromadorea, Rhabditida, Rhabditidae. The record is from the annotation of a GenBank genome assembly.